UGCUACGUCUUCUCAUUUCUAUUUUUAUCACAACGCCAACAAUGCAAUCAUGCUGGAGUGAGGAUGGAAUCACCCGAUGAAAACUUGGUUAAGAACGCUUGAUUUUACAGUUAUUUUAUGAGGUCACGCAGUGCUGUUUGUGAGGGUUGGAUGUAGGCGACGACACACCUUAUACUUUUACAUUGACGAGGUUAAGACUGGUGAAAUGCAAGGGGUGCUGUGGAGCUUGAGGUCUGCGCGAGAGAAGUGGUGAGAGGCUUGUUUUGGAGGAUCUAUCAUUUUAGUGUGAGGAGGAAGCACUGGUGAAGUUGGUAGGGCGGGGGAGCUGGAUGAGUGGAGUGGCAGUUGGGGCAUGGUCACCACAAGCACUGGUGCGAUGCGCCACCUUCUGCACGCCCCACACGAGCACGCCAAGUGUGGGCCAUGCCCUGUUGCAGCACUUCCUGCGAGGAUGGCCUGGGAAUGAAGUGAAAAGAAAUGUGAGGAGUGUCGGUUUCUCUACUGGUACUGCCUGUGCUGCUGGUGUCUGUAAGAAGACAUUCUUCUGCCCGUUCCACUCCAACUCCAGUUCUUUGCGGCUCUACCACCGGACAUCUCGUCUCCCCUACCAGCAGCUUGCCUUGAACGGGAGAUUGGCUGGUUCGUGCAAAUCCGUUUCUUCAAUGGAAAAACAGCACGUGAAUACCCGGUUGACUGCUCCUGAUUGCCCAGAUGUGGUGAUCGGUAAUCCAGUGCAGCUGGAGGAAAAAAAGAAGGCCAUUAAGUCUGCUGGACUUUCCACUCUGCAGGUCAUUGCAGAUUUUGAUAUGACUCUCACCAAGUACUUGGUCGAUGGUGUGCGUGGUCAAAGCACCCAUGCUUUAUUGAAAAGCAAUCCUGCCUAUGACCGAAAGCGGCAUGAGUUGUUUGAGUAUUAUUACCCCUUAGAGAUUUCUCCAACCCUGCCUGCUGACGAGAAGGCCAAACAUAUGGAAGAAUGGUGGGAGAAAUCACAUGCUUUAUUGAUUGAAGGCGGCCUCAACUACGAGUCAAUCGUUUCUUCUGUUGCAAAUGCUACUAUAAGUUUUCGUGACCGAAUCACCGAGUUUUUUGAGACUCUGGAUGAAGAUGGGGUACCGUUGCUGAUUUUCUCGGCUGGUCUUGCUGAUAUAAUUGAAGAGGUAUUAAAACAAAAGCUUCAUCGAGUAUUUUCAAAUAUAAGAGUCGUGUCUAACCGCAUGGAAUUUGAUGACUGCGGUGAUCUUAUAGGUUUCAAAGGAAAAACCAUCCACGUGCUGAACAAGAACGAGCAUGCCUUAGAGAUGGCCGCACCUCUACAUGAUGAUGAUGGGAAUCUUGUGGGAGAGAACACUGGAGCAGCUAUAAUUCAAGGCCGUUCAAAUGUAUUAUUGUUGGGUGAUCAUCUCGGCGACCUUGGAAUGUCAGAUGGCGUUGAUUAUGAUAACCGCAUUUCCAUAGGAUUUUUAAAUGAAAACGCUGAGAAUUGGCUUGAGACCUACAAGAAGGCUUUCGACAUUGUUAUUCUGAAUGAUGGCUCCUUGAAACCUGUUAUUGAACUGGUGAAGGAACUGCGUACUUAAGCGAUUCCCAAAGUGACUUAACAUCAUCACCAAUUGUCAAAACAUGAGAUUACUCAAUUUUUACACCUGAUUUUUCUAUGCCACAAAGUAUGUAACAAAGUGAAACUAUUGACAGUACGAUUGGCUUAGACAUUCAUUGUUCAUGCAGAAAAUAUUUGUGGUAGUUUGUAAUGGAACUAUUAGUAACAAUCUGAACUUGUUGCACUGUUUGUGAAGUAUACUGGAAGGUGAAAUCCUUUCUUGUCGGAUUCCAACA
Physcomitrium patens is the source of this 1836-nucleotide messenger RNA. RefSeq lists its product as uncharacterized. Gene Ontology annotation, cellular component: cytoplasm. Gene Ontology annotation, molecular function: magnesium ion binding; 5'-nucleotidase activity. The record is from RefSeq and is a predicted model, not a curated record. NCBI's taxonomy places the organism in Eukaryota, Viridiplantae, Streptophyta, Bryopsida, Funariales, Funariaceae.